Acytostelium subglobosum LB1 is the source of this 204-nucleotide messenger RNA. RefSeq lists its product as hypothetical. The transcript has a single exon. Bases 1 to 204 code for a protein of 67 amino acids. The record is from RefSeq and is a predicted model, not a curated record. Lineage: Eukaryota; Evosea; Eumycetozoa; Acytosteliales; Acytosteliaceae.
AUGCUGCUGAUCUCCGAGAAUGCAAACGGACAUCUUUGGCUUGGUGAUGGUGGCGAGCUUGAUCUGACCAGAGAAACGCUUGUCCUUCUUGGUGUCGUAGUUCUUGAGGUUGACCUGGAGCUCAACGGUCUCGGUGAAGCCACGCUCGGCUUCCUUGGCUUGGGCCAAAAGGGUGACAACGGUUUGUCUGACUUGGUCGCUUGA